This is a messenger RNA of Lagenorhynchus albirostris (white-beaked dolphin), 3602 nucleotides long. RefSeq names its product calcium voltage-gated channel auxiliary subunit beta 1 (gene CACNB1). The transcript has 14 exons. Lineage: Eukaryota; Metazoa; Chordata; Mammalia; Artiodactyla; Delphinidae. The record is from RefSeq and is a predicted model, not a curated record. Gene Ontology annotation, biological process: neuromuscular junction development; chemical synaptic transmission; calcium ion transmembrane transport. Gene Ontology annotation, molecular function: high voltage-gated calcium channel activity; protein binding. Gene Ontology annotation, cellular component: voltage-gated calcium channel complex.
GCGGCGGCAGCAGAGGAGAGAGCGGGAGGAGGGAGGGAAGGCAGGAAGAGGGCAACCGAAGGCUGGGCCAGGUGGCUCGACCGGGUGCUGGCUGCGCUGCUCUCGGUUCCGACGGCCUCUCUCAUGCGUUGAGGGCGCCCGGCUGGGCCGGACCGGCGGCCGGAGGGGAGGCUCCUCUCCAUGGUCCAGAAGACCAGCAUGUCCCGGGGCCCUUACCCAUCCUCCCAGGAGAUCCCCAUGGAGGUCUUCGACCCCAGCCCACAGGGCAAGUACAGCAAGAGGAAAGGGCGGUUCAAAAGGUCGGAUGGGAGCACAUCCUCGGAUACAACAUCCAACAGCUUUGUCCGCCAGGGAUCAGCAGAGUCCUAUACCAGCCGUCCGUCAGACUCCGAUGUGUCUCUGGAGGAGGACCGAGAAGCCUUAAGGAAGGAGGCAGAGCGCCAGGCAUUAGCCCAGCUCGAGAAAGCCAAGACCAAGCCAGUGGCAUUUGCUGUGAGGACAAAUGUCGGCUAUAACCCAUCUCUAGGGGAUGAGGUGCCUGUUCAGGGAGUGGCCAUCACCUUCGAGCCCAAGGACUUCCUGCACAUCAAAGAGAAAUACAAUAAUGACUGGUGGAUUGGGCGACUGGUGAAGGAGGGCUGUGAGGUUGGCUUCAUCCCCAGCCCUGUCAAACUGGACAGCCUGCGCCUGCUGCAGGAACAGAAGCUGCGCCAGAACCGCCUCAGCUCCAGCAAAUCAGGUGACAACUCCAGCUCCAGUCUGGGAGACGUGGUGACUGGCACCCGCCGCCCCACGCCCCCUGCCAGUGGUAAUGAAAUGACUAACUUAGCCUUUGAACUAGACCCCCUGGAGUUAGAGGAUGAGGAGGCAGAGCUCGGUGAGCAUAGUGGCUCUGCCAAGACUAGCGUUAGCAGUGUCACCACCCCGCCACCCCACGGCAAGCGCAUCCCCUUCUUCAAGAAGACAGAGCAUGUGCCCCCCUAUGACGUGGUACCUUCCAUGAGGCCCAUCAUCCUGGUGGGACCGUCGCUCAAGGGCUAUGAGGUUACAGACAUGAUGCAGAAAGCUUUAUUUGACUUCUUGAAGCAUCGGUUUGAUGGCAGGAUCUCCAUCACUCGUGUGACAGCGGACAUCUCCCUGGCUAAGCGCUCAGUCCUCAACAACCCCAGCAAACACAUCAUCAUCGAGCGUUCAAACACACGCUCCAGCCUGGCUGAGGUUCAGAGCGAGAUCGAGCGAAUCUUCGAGCUGGCCCGGACCCUUCAGUUGGUUGCCCUGGAUGCCGACACCAUCAACCACCCAGCCCAGCUCUCCAAGACCUCACUGGCCCCCAUCAUUGUUUACAUCAAGAUCACCUCUCCCAAGGUUCUUCAGAGGCUCAUCAAGUCUCGAGGGAAGUCUCAGUCCAAACACCUCAAUGUGCAAAUAGCAGCCUCGGAGAAGCUCGCGCAGUGUCCUCCCGAAAUGUUUGACAUCAUCCUGGAUGAGAAUCAACUGGAGGAUGCCUGCGAGCAUUUGGCCGAGUACUUGGAAGCCUACUGGAAGGCCACACACCCGCCCAGCAGCACUCCGCCCAAUCCGCUGCUGAACCGCACCAUGGCUACUGCAGCCCUUGCUGCCAGCCCUGCCCCUGUCUCCAACCUCCAGGUACAGGUGCUCACCUCACUCAGGAGAAAUCUCAGCUUCUGGGGAGGGCUGGAGGCCUCGCAGAGGGCCAGGGCGGUGCCCCAGCAGCAGGAGCACACCGUGUAGGGACCAUACCUUGCUUCCGGGGACCAGUCACUGGAACGGGCCACCGGGGAGCACGCCAGCGUGCACGAGUACCCGGGAGAGCUGGGCCAGCCCCCAGGCCUUUACCCCAGCAGCCAGCCGCCAGGCCGGGCGGGCACCCUGCGCGCACUGUCCCACCAAGACACGUUUGAUGCCGACACCCCUGGCAACCGAAACUCUGCCUACACGGAGCUGGGAGACUCGUGUGUGGACAUGGAGACUGACCCCUCCGAGGGGCCAGGGCUUGGAGACCCUGCAGGGGGCAGCACCCCACCAGCCCGACAGGGAUCCUGGGAGGAUGAGGAAGACUAUGAAGAGGAGCUGACCAACAACCGGAACCGCGGCCGGAAUAAGGCGCGCUAUUGCGCGGAGGGCGGGGGUCCAGUCCUAGGACGCAACAAGAAUGAGCUGCAGGGUUGGGGGCGGGGCGUCUACAUCCGCUGAGAGGCGGGGGCCACACAGUGGGAGGAAGGGCUCUGAGCCCAGGGGAGGGGCGGGACAGAGGGGCUCACCACUGCGGAUGUAUCUUGCCUCCAGGGGGCGCUGUCUCCCUCCUUUCAGAUGCCUUUGCUCAAUGUUUGGGGUUUCUUUGGUGGUAGCAUUCCAACCAGCUCCUGAGACUCCCUUAAGCCUCAGCGGUAGGUUUUUACCUACAUGUUGUGGGUGCAUGGGGGGAUGACAACCUUCCUGCAGUAUCCCCUUCCCCACCUCAGGGGGCUCUCUCCCCUCGCCCAGAGAAAAGGUGCAGUUCCUUAACUCCUUCUACUCCAGGCUUUAAAUGAGUGUCCUAAAAUGGGGUGGCCCUUUCUUUCUCCAACCUGGAGUAUUUGGGAAGGGUAGGGGGGCUUUUCCUGGAGAGGGAGACCACAGACUCUUUCCCAUGAGGGCUGUCUUCCCCAAGCCCCAGAUCCAGGGUCCUUCACCAUGCCCACCCCUCCCCCUAGCUUCCUGGCAGCAUUGUCUGGGAGGUGAAAGUUACAGCAUUGGAAACCCCACCGGGAUCUCGUCUUCGGGAGUGGUCUGGGUAGAAGCUGGCAGGCAUCAGAUGUAGUGCCCUGUGCCCGCCCAGGACCUAGAACCCUGAGGAGGGGGCAACCCGAGAUGCUGCUACCCCCACCACCACCUCCAUGCCUCAAGGCUUUGCCUACCCCAGGAAUGAGCUUUGCCUACAACAUCCCUUGCCUGCAGCCAUCAGAAGAGGGGGCCCCUCUCCAUCUGAGCCCCCCCAUCCCCUUGUCACCUGGGUGUGGAGCCCAUGGAACACUCUGGUCCAGCUCAUUUUGAAACCAAAAAACUGCUUCACUUUCACCCUGAGGCCCCAGGGGAGAGGGUAAUUGUCACCCUUGGGGCCUCAGGACCUCGGAUCCCCCCGGGGGGCUUAGCUGCUGCUGCUGCUGCUCUGUAUCUGCCUCUUGUGAUCCCGUCCUUUACCCGUGUCCACGACCCCCAGGAGAGGCCUUGGUACCCCCUCUGCCCUGGAUCAUCCCUCCUGCCUAGCAUCCCGUAGCCCAGCAGCCCCGUCCCCCACCCCCACCAGCACCCAGCUGGGCCAGAGAGAGCCGAUUGUGCCAACGAGGACUGGGCCCUGCCCGGCUGCCCGCCUCAGGGAUGGGUGCCUCAUGCCUGUCUCGCCACCUCCUGUGCCAGUGUUGUCCCACCCCCCACCCGGGGGUGGGGUGCAGCUUCCCCUUACUGGUUAGAAGAGACCACUGCCCAACCUCUCCCCUUCCUGUCUGGUGUCCUGUGCCCCCCUCUGUCUGUCUGUUCGUCUGUACUCCCCGAGGAGAAGUAUUUUGCCACAUAUAAAACCGCCAUCCUGUCCUUUGCGGCCA